AUGAGUUUACUCUUCGCAAGAAAGGCCUUUUCUUCUGUAAAGCUUGGGCAUCCUUUAUUUCGUUCGUCUCGUCUUGUGGGAGGAUGUCUACCCAGAUAUAUCCAUAGUUUACCGCCAGGAUUUAUUUCUGACCCAAAGUAUGAUAAAGCUGUCCAGCUUACAGAGCUGAGAGGUGUCAAUAUUACCCAUGAUCCAUUAUUAUCUAAAGGCACGGCAUUUUCAAUGGACGAACGUGAGCGUCUCUCUAUCCGUGGGUUAGUUCCUCCACGCCAACAAAAUAUGGAAAUGCAACUAAAGCGUGUGAAACGUAACAUGGCACAUUGUGAAACACCAUUAUCCAAGUUUAUUUUCUUGAAUGCAUUACAAGACCGUAAUGAAACCCUGUUUUAUAAGCUGGUUAUUGAUAAUAUCAAAGAAAUGGCUGGAAUUAUCUACACACCCACAGUUGGCCUUGCUAGUCAAAAAUCUCAUUCAAUCUAUCGUCGAUCUCGAGGCAUGUAUUUUUCUGCCCAAGACAGAGGAAACAUGUCUGCUAUGGUAUACAACUGGCCCCACCCGGAUGUAGAUGUAAUUGUUGUCACUGAUGGAUCGCGUAUUCUUGGCCUGGGCGAUCUGGGUGCAAAUGGAAUGCAGAUUCCUGUGGGAAAACUCAGUCUGUAUGUUGCAGCUGGAGGUAUUCACCCUCGUACAGUUCUUCCGGUAGUAUUGGAUGUCGGAACAAAUAAUCAAGAAUUGCUUCAUGAUCCAUUAUACCUUGGUCUACCUCAACCACGACUCAAAGGAGAAGAAUAUUAUGCAAUGGUUGAUGAAUGGGUUAGAGCUGUUACAGGUCGAUGGCCAAAUGUACUGAUCCAGUUUGAAGACUUUAAACAUCCUCACGCUUACAAUCUCUUGAACAAAUAUCGAAACAAAAUUACAUGUUUCAAUGAUGAUAUCCAAUCAACAUCCACAAUCACUUUGGCUGGAAUUCUGGCGUCUCUUAAAGCCCGUGGGAGGGAACAAGAAGAUCUUGCUAAAGAACGCAUCAUUUGUGUCGGUGCGGGGUCAGCAGGCGUGGGUGUGUGCGAAGGUAUAAUUGACUGCAUGGUAACUCAAGGAAAAGUAAAAUCCCGUGAAGAGGCCUAUGAAAGUAUUUUUAUGCUUGACCAGGAUGGGUUACUCGGCAACCAUUCUCUUGCUAUGAAAGACCCGUCAAACUUCCAUCAGUCUUCUCAGCGCGAAGAACCAUUGGACGAGCUCCAAUUGAGAUAUGUUAAGAAAGAUUUACCCGACCGACUUGGUCUCGAAGCUCUGGUUGAGACGGUUAAACCAACUGUAAUUUUGGGACUAACCGGCAUUAGAGGAGUAUUUACUGAAAAAGCGAUUCGUACCAUGUCGCGUUACCAAGAAAAGCCCGUAAUAUUUCCAUUGAGUAAUCCUGACACACACGCAGAAUGUACGGCCGAAGAAGCCUUUGAGUGGUCCGAUGGGCGAGCUAUAUUUGCUUCUGGUAGUCCAUUUGAGAAUGUGGAGCUAAAGGGUGGCAAGAUAGGACACACAAACCAGUGCAACAAUUCAUACAGCUUUCCUGUAAGUAGUAUAGGUAUUGGUCUUGGAGUAACUGUGUCAAAAGCCAGCCGAGUAACAUCUACGAUGUUCCUAGAGGCAGCCAAAGUUAUUGCUGAACUAGCAACAGAAGAUGAGCUUAAGCAAGGAAUACUGUUUCCUAGCGUCAGUAAGCUGCGCGAUGUUUCUCACAAAGUUGCAACUCGUGUAUGCGAAGUUGCGUAUACUGAAGGUGUAGCAAAAGCUACUUUAAAAGAGGGUGAACUUCUCAGUGAUUUGGUAAAAGAUUCAAUGUACACUCCUGAAUACGUUCCUUUGGUACACUUUGAACAUGAAUAA
Molecule: messenger RNA, 1884 nt
Organism: Phycomyces blakesleeanus NRRL 1555(-)
Lineage: Eukaryota; Fungi; Mucoromycota; Mucoromycetes; Mucorales; Phycomycetaceae
Exons: 7
Coding region: 1-1884 (627 amino acids)
Biological process (GO): pyruvate metabolic process; malate metabolic process
Cellular component (GO): mitochondrion
Molecular function (GO): NAD binding; malate dehydrogenase (decarboxylating) (NAD+) activity
Source: RefSeq, a predicted model, not a curated record